UCUCCUCCCGCCGAUGGACCUGGCCCGGCGCGGCAGCGCCGACCGGGGCUCGGCCUCCGGCGCAGGGUCUCGACCCGGCCCCCCGCGCGGCCCCGGGAGCGCGGCUCGCCUCCCGCCCGACGUUGGGGUUUCGGCGGCGCCUUUCAUCGGUGGCGGCGUCCCGGGCGGCCGUAGGAGCUCCCGACCGGACGGGCACGGCUUCGGGCACGGCUGCUCGCGGCGCGCAGGAACCGAGGAGCGGCCCCAGGCCCAGACCCCGCCCGAGGGUCUCCCGCUGCCGGCCUUGCUGUCCCCCGGCCCGGGUAGUCCCCCGUCCCCGGCAGCGCCCGGCCGGGUUACAUUACCCGCGCCGGCCCCGCCGGAGCGGCGGGAGAUGCUGCCCAAAGCGGAGUCCAGCGACCACAUCGCGGCCUGGGCGGGCCCCGCGGUGCCCCGCGCCCCCACGCUGCCCAAGGCCGUGUCCAGCGAGUUCCUCGCCGGCGGAUGGGCGGGCCUGACCCCCCGAGCGGAGCCGGGCGAGCUGCCCGUCCUCGCCCGGCCCCUCGGUCGUCUCGGCCCCAGCGACGUCUGCGAUCUGCUGCCGGACUGCCCGGGACGAGCCCCGGAGGACGGCGCGUUCCGCAUCACAGUGGUCACCUGGAACGUAGGUACAGCCAUGCCCCCAAAUGAUGUGACGUCCCUGCUGCACCUCAACACGGGCGAGACAAACGAUGUGGACAUGAUCGCCAUUGGGCUGCAGGAGGUAAACUCCAAGAUAAACAAGCGCUUGAAGGAUGCCCUCUUCACAGAUCAGUGGAGUGAACUCUUCAUGGAUGUGCUGAGCCCCUUCCACUUCAUCCUGGUCAGCACAGUGCGGAUGCAAGGUGUGAUCCUGCUGGUGUUUGCCAAGUACUACCACCUGCCCUUCCUUCAGGACAUCCAGACAGACUGCACCAGGACAGGGCUGGGGGGAUACUGGGGCAACAAGGGUGGGGUGAGUGUUCGUCUCUCCAUCUUCGGCCACAUGGUCUGCUUCCUGAACUGCCACCUGCCAGCACACCUGGAGAAGGCAGAGCAGCGCAAGGAGGACUUUGCCACCAUACUGCACAUGCAGCAGUUUGAGGGGCCCGUGGCCAACGGCAUCCUGGACCAUGAGGGUCUCCCCUGCAUCCCAGCACAGCUUGGAGAUCAGGUCUUGCCUGCAGAGCUGGCCCAGCAUGGACUACUCAGCAUGGUGGGCCUCGUGUUCUGGUUUGGGGACCUGAAUUUCCGCAUCGAGAGCCUGGACAUCUGUUUUGUGAAGUAUGCCAUUGACAGCAAUGUCCUGAGCCAGCUCUGGGAGAAGGAUCAGCUGAACAUUGCCAAAAGCACGUGGCCUGUUCUCAGAGGCUUCCAGGAGGGACCCCUGAACUUCCCACCCACUUUCAAGUUUGAUGUGGGCACCAACAAGUAUGACAGCAGUGCCAAGAAGCGAAAACCUGCCUGGACUGACCGCAUCCUGUGGAAGAUAAAACCUCCCAGCAAGGGGUUGGGCACAGGCGGGCACCGGCCCAGCCAGGGUGUGCUGUCAGUGAGCCAGCUGUGCUACUGCAGUCACAUGGAAUACACCGUCAGUGACCACAAGCCAGUAGCUGCCAUCUUUGCCGUGCAGUUUGCUUCUAAGGUGGACAAGCCCCUGGUUGAGAUUUAUGUGGCUGACGAGUGGAGCAGGCCUGAGCAGGCAGUUGUCAGGUACAAGAUGGCUGUUGGCUUCCACCGGAGCUCCUGGGACUGGAUAGGACUCUACCGGGUGGGGUUUCGGCACCCUAAAGACUAUGUGUCCUAUGUCUGGGCCAGGAGCGAUGAUGGGGAGCGCUGCCUGGAGAAGCAGCUGUGUGCACAGGUGAUGUUCUCUGAGGAAGCACUGCCCAAGGGGAACGGCGAAUACAUCCUUGGAUACUACAGCAACAUCUCCAGUAGCAUCGCUGGUGUGACUGAGCCCUUCCAGAUUUCCCUACCCAGGUCAGAGGAGGGCAGCAGCUCUACAGACAGCUCAGGCAGCAGCUCAGAAGAGGAUGACAGUACACUUGUCCUCCUGGCUCCCAAAUCCCGUAGUCCCAGCCCGGGCAAGAUGAAACGUCACCGGAGCCGAAGCCCCAGCCUGGCCAAGUUCCAGGGCCUCAUCCUGCGGCCAUCAAGCCGGGACAGGGGUACAAGCCGCAGUCCCUCACCCCAGAGCCGUUGCAGCCUCCCCAGGAAUAUCCCCACCAUUCAUCUGCCCCAUGAGGAGCCGGGGCACCGUGAAGUCAAGAGUAAGGAGCUGGGAGAGGCAGCUGAGAGCCCAGACAGCAGCUCAUUCUACCAGACUGUGCAGGAGCAAAGUGGCCUCCGGCGUGUCUCUGCUGACAGCUCCCUGGCCAGGGCUGACCCCCGGAACAUGGGCCUGCUGCCUGCACUGCGCCUGGAGACGAUUGACCAGGCCCUGGGCCGGCAGCGGGAGAGUGCAGACCAGGGCUAUUAUCCUUGCCGAAGAAUGAGCCCCACCAGCCCCCCAGGCUGCGGCCCGUCCCCAAAGGAGGGGCACAGCCCCCAGGAGCUGGACAGACAUAGCUGUGCCAUGGGCCGCUGAUGCAGUGGCUCCCUUCCUCCUCCCCGUAGCGCGCUUGCUGUGUGCUUUCCUCUGCCACUUCCCUGCUGAGACACUCCCUCCGUUAUUUAUUGCAGUGACUCCUCACCCCUGUUGUGUGCCUGGCAAGUAGAGGCCCCCCUUUGCUGCUCCCCCAUACAGGGGAGCAUGGGCAAAACUGGUCUCAUGUGGUUUGGGGAACCUCUCAUGAAUUUCCAAGUGCAGGACUCUUGUCCCAUGGGAGGAGUGCUGGCCUCACACUUGAGGUGGCUCAAAAGGCCAGGGCAGGGCUCUGGCAGGAAUGGUGACAGGCACAGAGCAAGGACUCCCACAGGGUACCCUGGAGAUCAAAGCUUGCUCCUUCCCUGCUCUGCCACUGUGCCUCAGCCUGAACAUAGUGCAAGUGACAAAAUAAAUGAUCCUGCCCA
Messenger RNA from Onychostruthus taczanowskii (white-rumped snowfinch), 3012 nucleotides. It is a transcript of the gene INPP5J, whose product is annotated as inositol polyphosphate-5-phosphatase J. Bases 14 to 2587 code for a protein of 857 amino acids. The record is from RefSeq and is a predicted model, not a curated record. Gene Ontology annotation, molecular function: phosphatidylinositol-4,5-bisphosphate 5-phosphatase activity; phosphatidylinositol-3,4,5-trisphosphate 5-phosphatase activity. Lineage: Eukaryota; Metazoa; Chordata; Aves; Passeriformes; Passeridae. Gene Ontology annotation, cellular component: cytoplasm; ruffle; plasma membrane. The transcript is spliced from 13 exons. Gene Ontology annotation, biological process: phosphatidylinositol dephosphorylation; negative regulation of peptidyl-serine phosphorylation.